Molecule: messenger RNA, 914 nt
Organism: Eurypyga helias (sunbittern)
Lineage: Eukaryota; Metazoa; Chordata; Aves; Eurypygiformes; Eurypygidae
Gene: TSLIG2
Product: chromosome unknown open reading frame, human C2orf49
Exons: 3
Biological process (GO): embryonic morphogenesis
Cellular component (GO): tRNA-splicing ligase complex
Source: RefSeq, a predicted model, not a curated record
AAGAAUAUACUGGUCGAAAAUGAUGUAAAGAUGGACAAAGAUGGUCUCACUGAUCUCUAUAUUCAACAUGCCAUUCCCCUGCCUCAGCGUGACCUACCAAAAAGUAGAUGGGGGAAAAUGAUGGAAAAGAAAAGGCAGCAAAAUGAGUUCAAAAGUGAGAAUAAAAGCGUUACAACAGCGGAAGGUUUAAGGAAACGGCCAUUAAUCGUAUUUGAUGGCAGUUCAACAAGUACAAGCAUAAAGGUGAAGAAGACGGAGAACGGGGCUGCUGAUCGCCUAAAACCUCCUCCAGCUGGAAACACCACCAACACCGUUAGAAGAUUAUCAGUUCCUUCAAAUGCCUCCACAUACAUUUCAGCCUCUAGUUUAUCAGAGGACGCUAAGCUGGGAACGAGGAGUAGCGAGGCUAAGCAGAACAGUAUUUCAAAGACUAACAGCAGUGUGUUGGCUAGUCUGAAGGUGUACCCUUUGUCUCCGGUAGCAGGAAGUACUGUCGUGAAGUUGAAGAGAGCUGUUCCAAAAGAAGAAUCUGAUUUGCCGAACGACCUAAAGCCUACGGAAGCAAAGAAGAAGAUCCAGCAUGUUACAUGGCCAUGAAGUAGCUAAUGGUGCUUGAAAUGUAAAUGUUACUUCCAUAUUUUCCAACAGAUAAGUCGUAUUUAAAUAGUUUAAGUACAAUUCUUUUUAAACCUUACAGGAAUUCAAAUUGCUGUGAAAUUUUAACAAGUUUCAAAGUUCCCUGUUGUAAAGCUGGGGUCAUUCUCACCAGUCACCUUAAGAGUGUCUAUUCUUGUACACCAAGUAGUUGAUUACUUCUUUAAAAGGUGGUAAUAUUACAGUGUACUAAGCCCCCCACUUUUGGUUUUCAAGAUUAUUAUAGUUCGUUUCCUGCGUGUCACUAUGAUUCAUACAUA